GUGGCACCACUGGCAAAGCAGAGUGGAGCUGUGGAGGAUCAGCAGCAGCAGCUUUCCCUUAGCUCGCGAGCUCAUCAGUCAUCACAGGGCGGAUCGAGAGAUCAUCGAUGGGCGAGGCGGAGCUGAGCCUGGCGGCGGUGCGCGACGCGCUGGUGCGGGAGGAGGACUCCAUCGUCUUCGCCCUCAUCGAGCGCGCCAGGCGCCCGCGCAACGCGCCGGCAUACGCGGCCGCCGCCGCCGCCGGCGGCCGAUCCCUCGCCGAGUUCUUCGUCCGGGAAGCCGAGGUUCUGCACGCCAAGGCCGGACAAUACCAAAAGCCAGAAGAUGUUCCAUUCUUUCCCCAAGAUCUCCCUUCACCUCUAUUUCCUACCAAAGAUUACCCAAAGGUUUUGCACUCUUUUGCAUCAUCAGUCAGUGUGAAUGAUGCAAUAUGGAAGAUGUAUUUCAACGAGUUGCUUCCACUAUUCACUGUGGAUGGAGAUGAUGGUAACUAUGCAGAAACAGUUGCAUUAGAUUUUGCAUGUCUGAAGGCCCUGUCAAGAAGAAUUCAUAUUGGUAAAUAUGUUGCUGAGGUGAAGUUCAAAGAUGCUUCCCAAGAUUAUAGUCCACUAAUCCGUGCAAAGGAUACCAAGGCUCUGAUGAAUCUGCUAACAUUCAAGGCGGUUGAAGAGAAGGUGAAAAGGAGAGUAGAGAAGAAGGCCAGGAUAUUUGGUCAGAAUGUCACUUUGGAGGACAAUGCUGACAAGCAAGAAGGCAAUGCAGGUGACAGUGAGUGCAAAGUUAAUCCUGAAGUGCUAUCUAAGCUAUAUGAUCUGUGGGUAAUGCCUUUGACGAAGGAUGUUGAAGUUGAGUAUCUUCUCCGCCGUCUUGACUGAUUCGCCAAAAUAUUUUCAGCUGCAAAUAUGAUGAACACAAUUAUGUAAGCACAUAUAAAUAGACUUAUUGAAUGUGGCAUGAGGAAAUCCAUCAAGAACAGCUAACAGCGGUGACUUGCUGUAGAAUUUCCGGUACUGUAUCUUGGAUCUUUCUUCAUCUCCGUUUUCGGAGCUGAGACAUAUAGGGCCUGUUUGGUACAGCUCUAACUCCUAAAUUUAGCUCCAAGAGUUGGGUCUGGAGUGGAGUUGUGGAGCUGCCUAAACCCAGCUCCACAACUCUAGUUCAUUUUGUGAGAGAGCUCCACCCAGCUCCACUCCCAGUUUUGGUGGAGCUGAAACUGUUUGGCUGAGCUCCAGCUCCAGGAGGGGUAGAGCUGGAGCUGGAGCUGUGCCAAACAGGCCCAUAGAUUGAUGGCAAUGAUCUGCAACCCAAAAGGUUCAUCCUACCUAACUGUGGUGGCUGAUACUGAGGGCCUGGUGAAUUCCCAGCAAAGAUGCUGCAACUCCAGUUUCUGUAACAAUCUGUAACUCCUGUUAUUAUAUCACCAUAGUUUUGUGCUACUUCUUGGUAGUAGCAUUUCUGUUCAAGCUUCCCUUAACAUCAACUAAGUUUUUCUUGAAUAAAUAUUUCAACUUGUUCA
Messenger RNA from Oryza sativa Japonica Group (Japanese rice), 1516 nucleotides. RefSeq names its product chorismate mutase 2, cytosolic. The record is from RefSeq and is a predicted model, not a curated record. Gene Ontology annotation, cellular component: cytoplasm. Gene Ontology annotation, molecular function: chorismate mutase activity. Gene Ontology annotation, biological process: aromatic amino acid biosynthetic process; chorismate metabolic process. Lineage: Eukaryota; Viridiplantae; Streptophyta; Magnoliopsida; Poales; Poaceae.